AUCAUUAAAGAAAAAGUGGGGGCACCGCGUCGAUGACGCGACUUUUGGGGGUCAUUCCAUUGCCUCAGUUUAGUAGUUUGUAAGCCCGUUACAUUUUUACUCCAGUGGCCAGAUUUUGUGUUCACUACUACUUCUAAAAAAUGGCCAAUGCAAAACCAUCAAAUAAACCCAAAAAAGAGAUUUCUGCCUUUGCUAAAACGUAUUUAAUUGGGUAUAAUUUCAUAGAAACUAUCGGGUGGUCCUAUCUCUUAUACCUACUCGUUAGUUAUCACUUAUCGCCUUCUAAAAGCCAAUCUCUCUACGACACGGUGAAAUGGUCCUUAAUUAUUUUUCAAAACGCGGCCGUUUUGGAAGUGGUGCACACCCUUAUACGCAUAGUGCCUUCAAACCCGCUCAUUACUGCCAUGCAAGUUGCGUCCAGAGUGAUAGUGGUUUGUGGCGUAAUUUUAGCAACGAAAGCGGGCCGUGAGACCAUUGGUCUACAUUUAGCCCUUGCUGCGUGGUCCGUAACGGAAAUAAUUCGAUACGGAAAUUACACCUUAAAUUUAACAGGGGGUGUCCCUUUUAUUGUAACGUGGUUGAGAUAUACAACAUUUAUUGUUCUCUAUCCAAUCGGAGUAACUGGCGAGCUUUUGUGCAUUUAUGCUGCACAGAAGGAAGUGGGAGAGACUAAGAUUUUCACAAUUGAAAUGCCAAACGCGCUAAAUUUCACGUUUGACUAUCAGAAGGUUCUCUGGGGUUUAAUGCUGCUGUAUAUCCCAUUGUUCCCGAAAUUGUACAUGCAUAUGUGGACAUUGAGAAGGAAAGUUUUGGGUGGUGGUCAGCAAAAGAAAGACAAAUGAGAUGACCUAAUUAUUUAUCAGUUUUUUAUAAGACUAAAAAUGUUUGGUGAAAGGUUGUGUGGUAAUGUGUGUGUUUCACUUACAAAAGAAUUAAACUUUAUUAUCUAAA
Tribolium castaneum (red flour beetle) is the source of this 951-nucleotide messenger RNA. It is a transcript of the gene Hacd1, whose product is annotated as 3-hydroxyacyl-CoA dehydratase 1. The record is from RefSeq and is a predicted model, not a curated record. Gene Ontology annotation, biological process: fatty acid elongation; sphingolipid biosynthetic process; very long-chain fatty acid biosynthetic process. The coding region runs from base 141 to 842 and encodes 233 amino acids. The transcript has 4 exons. Lineage: Eukaryota; Metazoa; Arthropoda; Insecta; Coleoptera; Tenebrionidae. Gene Ontology annotation, molecular function: 3-hydroxyacyl-CoA dehydratase activity. Gene Ontology annotation, cellular component: endoplasmic reticulum membrane.